AUGAAGUCGGUCCUGGCACUUGUCUUGGGUGCAGGCACAGGUUAUGCCCUGGCCCAGUCUCUGCCUGACUAUGUCCUGAAAUACGCCCCCCUAGUCUGGCUCGACGUCAACGAAACUUACUUCCCAGGCGAUAUCUACGGCCAAGUGCAAAACACCUAUCCAGCCCUAAACUACACCAAAAUCACCGGUUACACCACCCCACUCACCCUCGACAAUCUCGAUCAACUCAAUGCCUUUGGAAACACCAAUGUUUAUCUCACUUCAAACGAAGGGAUAGAAGCCUUUCCAGCUUGGUUUCAUGGCACCCAGCCCAAUAGCCAUGGUGUUACCGAGGGCGCCACGAGUUGUGCGAUUGUGACGGUUGACCAUGGAGAUGGAACGCUGGAUGCGUUUUAUUUCUAUUUCUAUUCGUUUAAUAAGGGUGAUAUUGUGCUUGGUGCGGUCUGGGGUGAUCAUGUCGGUGACUGGGAGCACAACAUGGUCCGUUUCACAAAUGGAGAACCGCAGGCCCUGUGGUACAGCCAACACUCCGGCGGCGAGGCUUUCACCUAUGAUGCCGUCUUGAAAAUCAAUAGUAGACCAGUGUCCUAUUCUGGCCAGGGAACCCACGCCAACUAUGCUAUUCAGGGGGUUCACGAUCACACGAUUCCCGGGGUCAACCUUCCGUUCGGCCCAGUAAACGACUACACCAGCAACGGGACGCUGUGGGAUCCAACUGGAAACUACUACGCAUACAGCUACGACAACGUCACCGCUGUCUUCACGGCCUACGAUUCCAGCUACCCUGUCAACUGGCUGUACUUCAACGGCCAAUGGGGCGAUAUCCAAGUUGCCAAGCAGCGCGGAAUCUUUGGGCAAUACGAAUACACCAGCGGUCCCAAUGGCCCGAAAUUCAAGAGCCUUGUUCGAACAAAUGUGUGUCCUGAUAGAGACGAUUGCGACGUGCUCAACCAUCUGUGGUAUUAG
Messenger RNA from Talaromyces marneffei, 966 nucleotides. RefSeq lists its product as uncharacterized. The transcript is spliced from 5 exons. The coding region runs from base 1 to 966 and encodes 321 amino acids. Lineage: Eukaryota; Fungi; Ascomycota; Eurotiomycetes; Eurotiales; Trichocomaceae. The record is from RefSeq and is a predicted model, not a curated record.